AUGCUUGAGCCCCUCUUUACCACUCCGGACCCUCAGCUCCCCGUCCGGCAGAAGCCACGGGCUAGGAAGACGGCGCCUAAAAAGUUCGAGUUCAUCUCCUCUGAUCCCGCGGGCAAACCUGCCCCCGAGACCCGCAAGUUCAUCCGCAGCCAUGUCAUGCGCGGCAAGAACACCAAGCGUCGCGGGGCUUCCAGAGAUGUCGUGCUGGUGAACCCUGAGGCUCAGCAGGGUGAGGCUCGGAGAGAUGGCAAGUCUGGUCGCCCGGACAUAGGCAUGGAUGUGUCCCGACUCCCAGACUACUACAGAGAUCACCUUCAGUACAGAGCGUGGGUUGAGUCGCCUUCUCUCAUCGCUCGCAUGUUGUCGCCGCCAGACUUGACCCUUUUCAACUUUGCGACUCCACUGGAUAGGAACUCGCUGUAUCUCGUAUACAGAUUCCUUACCACCAUCAAAGACACCCUCUAUCCGGUAGAAUGGUGUUUCGAAACCGACCGCACAAAGGUCUGCUGGUUCCGCUGGCUUCUUCAAGAUGCCACCUAUCUCCACUCGGUGCUCUUCAUGGUCAGCGCGUUCCAGGACCUCUUUGAAAUGCGAUCGACAAAAGGUCGCAAGAGUUACGAGAAUGGCUGGGGCAUCUCGUUUUCCCCACAAACAAGGAGUCGCCUUCGGCAGACCAUCCAGCUGCUCCAGGACAAGAUUGACGACAAGGACAAGCAGGUUGAGGAUGUUACUACGGCUGUGGUAAUUCAGCUGGCUGUCAUGGCGGACGCGAUGGAGGAUGUGGAUGCUUUUGAAGCUCACUCGAACGGUCUACGGAAUAUCGUCAGGUUGAGAGGUGGACUUGAAGCAUUCAACGACAACCGUCAGUUGCAGAUAAAGUUGUGCCGGGUCGACCUCGGCUGGUCCAUCAGGAAUGGCUGCAAACCUGAGCUCUACCAAGGUACACCGACUUGGCGCCCACUACUCGAGACCGUUCACGGCAUCUCUGCGCCGGCCCACCUUCAGACGACGACCGUGGCACUGCUGAGCAUGAUGGAUUCCUGGGACUACAAGCUCAAGAGCGCUUUCAAAGAUCUGCGAGACUUUUCGGCCUUGGCCAACCAGCUCAUCCCUGCUCGUCGAAAGCUGGAGCCUGAAAUAUUCCAAGAGAUUAUGCUGUCGGUUCAGUACCGAUUACUCGUCCUUGAAUACUCCCUAGACGAACAUCCCCUCCGAGAGGCUAUUCGUCUGGGUCUGUUGGCCUACGAGUCCACCAUCUUCCUACAAAUCCAAGGUGUUAAGCUCAAGUCGGACUUGUUCACCUCACAACUACGGGAAGCCAUCGAAGCCAUACCAGUCGAGGGAGAAGCCAUCGCGAACGUCAAGCUGUGGCUCCUCCUCAUUGGUUCCAUGGUCAUCUUUGAUAGCAAGGCGCCCUGGCUGGCGCAGUCGAUCCAGAGCCUGACGGGUCGGCAGACUUGGUCCCAGGUUCGGAGGCGCGUUAAGGAGGUCAUGUGGAUUGACAUUAUUCACGAUCUUGCUGGGAGCGAGGCUUUUGAGGCUACUCAGGCGGGACGUGUGCUGUGA
Fusarium keratoplasticum is the source of this 1566-nucleotide messenger RNA. RefSeq lists its product as uncharacterized. Lineage: Eukaryota; Fungi; Ascomycota; Sordariomycetes; Hypocreales; Nectriaceae. The transcript is spliced from 4 exons. Bases 1 to 1566 code for a protein of 521 amino acids. The record is from RefSeq and is a predicted model, not a curated record.